GGAAGCAAACUUAGCUGAAAUUGCUAACAUGCUAAUCCUUUGGUUUUGAUCCACUUAUGUUACCUUGAGAGGAAGCUGGAGAGAAUAACCAGAGCCCGUCAAUGUGGACAAACGAUUCAAAGUAGACUUUAUUUAUAGUUUCAGGAUGUUUCACAUUAAAUUUGUCAUGUUUUAGUUUAAAAUGUUACACGAAGUUAGCUUAGCUGUGAGAGACGGACUUCAGGGUAAAGUUUAGCAGCAAGCUAACAUAACAGAGCUACACGGACUGACCAAAACUGAUUUAAAAGAGUUUUGUUGGAGUAAAAGGCUGUGAGAUCCCGAAAAAAUGUCAAAGACUCAAAAAUUCAGCAGCUUGUGUGAAGCAGAGAGUGACUGCAGCUGCUGGAGAGACAUUAGAGCUGUUUAAGAGGAGGAUGGAGGAGAACCAACACAAACUACAGGACGGUGUUUACAACUCUGGAUGUCUGUCACUCAGAGCAGGUUUGGACUGUUUUAUUCUCACUUCAAAUUAAUGACAAUGACAAUAACAGCAAAUAAAAACAUUAUACUGGAAAUGUUCUUGUUUUAUUUAAAUAUAUGCUUCUUUUUCUUUAAAUGAGACACAUUCAAAACAGUAAGGUUAGGUAUAACACUGAACACGAUCAUUAAUAUAUAGAGCAGGUCCAAGCCUCAAUGAGGCCCUAAGCAAAAUUUGAUUUUGGGGCCCUCUAUUUCUGCCAAUAAUAUUGAUUGUUGAUCAUUCACACACCUACUGCUAGCUUGCAUAUCCCAUGGUGCUUCAGCGUUAACUCGGCGUGACCGAGACCAGCACAGCGGGGAACAUGGUGAAGUGGGUUGAACUGAAACUUGUUGACUUAUUGUGUUUUUCACAAACUGGUUUAUUUCCCGUUGAGGCGGACCACUCUCCUCCGUGCGUCCCUGAGCUGCUGCUUCAGAUCCGUCACUCUGCUGUGCUGUGUGGUAGUUAGUGGAUGAAGAUUGUCAUGAGGUCACUGUAGCGCCGUCCACAGAAUAAGUCGAACUAAGGGAACUUUUCAAAUGGAGGAACAUUUUCGAAGUGAAAUCGAAUCUUAUUCUCUGCAUUUUAUCUCUGAAAAUAUUGACUAAAAUCUGUGAGUUUUGGCCGAUUACUGAUUAGUCUCAAACGGGCUAAAAUUGGCUGGGCCCUAAAAUCGACAUUAUAAAAGGCCAGUUUUUUUUUUUUUGCAGAACACAUCAUAACACUAAAGUUUCACUCUUGUCAUUUUCUGAAACUUGACAGCCCUGCAGGACAUCAUUUUUCACUUACAUACUUUUUCUACAACUGUCGUUCAAGUGUUGACACGAGUUUGUGUUUUUCAACGCGUGUUUGUUUUGUAUGCUUCUCCGCAGACACCCAGCAGCUGUUGGUGAUUAAAGAGGAGGAUCCCAUUGAACAGCAGGAGAGGAGCCUCAGUCUGGAUCAGGAGAAUUCACCAGAACCUCCACACAUUAAAGAAGAACAGGAGGAAGUGUGGAGCAGUCAGGAUGGAGUGCAGCUUCAGAGACAAGAGGAGGCUGAGAUCAUCAAGUUCACAUUCAGCCCUGUUUUUGUCAAAAGUGAGGAUGUUGAUGAUGGAGAGGAACCUCAGUUUUCACAGCUUUAUGAAAACCAAAAGGAAGAGGAUGGAGACAUAGAGCACUUGAAAAUAGAAACUGAUGGAGAGGACAUUGGAGAAUCAGAACAAGAAAGAAACUUUAAUCCACUCUAUCAUUUACAACCAGUUACAGACGAAGAGAUAUCACACUCUGAAACUGAGACUGAUAACAGUUGUGAUUGGGAGGAGAACAGUGAACCUCAGUCAGGUUUAAACCCUCUGCAAAAUGAAGAAGAACAUGUAACUGAUGAAGACUAUGAUCCUGGAAACACAUCAGUCACUGCCUCUGAAUAUGCUUCAAGUUCUGGCCGAAAGGAACUUCUACAGAAACACAAAAGAAUCCAAACAGAAGAGAAAAUGUUCAGUUGCUCAGUUUGUGGUAAAAAAUUUGGAAGCAAGAGUAAUUUAUCAGCUCAUGAAAUCCGUCACACAACAGAACAAGGUUUCAGCUGCUCGGUUUGUAAAAAAAGUUUUCCAAAGAGAGUUGAGCUGGCGAGGCAUAUGAGAAUGCACACUGGAGAGAAACCCUUCAGAUGUUCUGUUUGUGGCGGAAGUUUCACACAAAAAUCCAGUUUGUACACACACCACCAGGUUCACACUGGAGAGAAACCCUUCAGUUGUUCCUUCUGUGGCCGAAAUUUUGCACAGAAGUCACAUUUGUCCAGACACUUAAAAGUUCACACUGGAGAGAAACCCUUCAGCUGUUCAGAAUGUACAGCAGUUUUCCUUAACAAAAAUGACUUAGUUGUUCACAUGAGAACUCACACAGGAGAGAAACCGUUCAUGUGUUCAGUUUGUGGGAGAAGAUUUACACGAAGUGUAACACUGAAACACCACUUGAUGGUCCACAGAGGGGAGAAACCGUUUAACUGCAGUGUUUGUGAUAAAAGAUUCACCCUCCGCUCAGGUCUAAUCAGACACAAAUGUAAAGGGACUGUGUUAUCUUAAUGUGUGCUAAGACUAAACACCGUUUUUUUUCCCUGCUAAAUAAUGAGGUUGUCAGAGGUUGCAGAAAAAUUUCCACACAGAUCCGGCAAAGUCCCCUUUUUGAUUUGUACAAACUUGAAUAAUGAUGAGACUUACUGAGACUCACUUAAUUCGCCUUUCAGCUGAAAAAUACUCCAGGAGAUGAUUGUUUAUCAGAGGAAAACUCACCCAAGACUGUAAUGUAUCAAGUACUGACAGGAAUUUCCUUAAUAUGCACCCGGAACUUGUACUCAGGAUUUUGACUCGCCCUCUGACAAUGUAGAGCUGACAGUAAGGCCUUGAUACUGUCUAUGAAAAAAUAUCAAUUAAAGUCUUUAGUUGUGUGGUGUUUGGUUCUGCUGGUGUGUGGUUAUGCGUGUACAUGUUGAAACAUGUCUGGUAGUCUGAAAAUAAAGCUCACUGAUGCCCUUCUUACAAUUACUUGAAUCUUGAAGGUUCACAUUCAGCUGUCAGUCUAA
Xyrichtys novacula (pearly razorfish) is the source of this 3061-nucleotide messenger RNA. The record is from the annotation of a GenBank genome assembly. Lineage: Eukaryota; Metazoa; Chordata; Actinopteri; Labriformes; Labridae.